This is a messenger RNA of Dimorphilus gyrociliatus, 1491 nucleotides long. The record is from the annotation of a GenBank genome assembly. NCBI's taxonomy places the organism in Eukaryota, Metazoa, Annelida, Polychaeta, Dinophilidae.
ACUAAAACAAUGGCGACCACCUUUGGUGUAUAUGUUGGUAACUCUUCUGCCUGUGUUGCGUGUUAUAAAGAUGGAAAAGCAGACAUUAUUGCAGAUGCAAAUGGAGACAGAUCUAUGUCAACUGCCGUUAUAUUCACAGAAGGAGAACAAGUUGUAGGAAAUGCCGCCAAACAAUCGAGAAAUUUCAAGAAUAAAGUUUUACACGCAAAAAAAGCAUUUGGUCUAUCAGAAGCAGACCUAUCUAAAGUGGAUGAUGAAUUCGGAGCGAAAUUGACAUAUUUUAAUGAACCAACCUUCAAAGUUUUCCUCAAUGACAAAGAAAAAAGAUUCACUCCUGCUCAGGUUUUAUCAGUUGUAUUUAAAAAAUUAAGAGAAACUGCCCAAAGUUAUUCAGGACUUGACAGUGCGCCAGAAGCUGUUAUUUGUACCCCGUAUAAUUUUUCAAAACACGAAAGAGAUCUUAUGAGUGAUGCAGCCAAGAACGGAGGAUUUAAAGUUUUAAGGUUAAUCAAUGAGCCAAGUGCGGCCCUAUUAGCAUAUGAUUUAGGUCAAGACAACUCACAUGAAUCGCAGUCAUGUCUUGUUAUAAGACACGGAGGACAGACUACUACUUUCACUUUAAUACGGAUUCGGGGUGGAGUCUAUUCAAUAAUUGAUGAACUUGAUGAAAAUUUUGGAUCCGAUCUCGUAACACAAUUAUUGGCAGAUCAUAUGCAAAGGGAUUUUGAAAAGCGUUUUAGAGCUAAUAUUGGUGACUCAAUAAAACCUAGAGCAAAGUUAAGAAAUGAGGCGGAACAAGUCAAGCAUACGUUAUCAACACUACAAAGUGCCACAUGUUCUGUUGAUUCACUGUGGGAUGGUAUGGACUUUCAAUCUUCACUAACCAGAAGUCGCCUUGAAGGGCUUUGCUCUGACUAUGUAGGAAAAUUUGUGACUCUAUUAAAAGACUUCUUACAAAAGAAUAAAAUUAAUAAUAUUGAUUCAGUUGUGCUCAGUGGAGGUGGUUGUCGAAUGCCUCUUCUCCGUAAUAAACUGCAGAGUAUGUUUGAAAAUAGUCAGAUACUCUCUUCUAUAAAUGUUGAAGAGGCCACGGCUCUUGGAGCAGCGAAGCAAAGUGCUAUUGUCAUAUGUAGCAAGAAACCAGAAUUAAAAGAAGAAGAUACAAUUGUUACCUGUACAAAUUAUAAUUUAUACGUUAAAGAUAAAACUGGAGAAAAGAUAAGAAUUGUUGAACAACUUACGCCUCUACCAAUAAGAAGGCAAUUUCAGUGUAAUAUCGAUGAUGCAAGUUCAGCUGUCUUUUCUUUCGUAAGCGAAGAGGACGGUAUCGAGAAAGAUUUAGGAGAUAUGGUUAUAAAAGACAUGGAGGAUACCUGCAGCAAACUGACGAUGGUUGUACAUGUUGAAAUGGAUUCGACCAUAAAUAUUCACUUAUCUUCUGCUGAUGGAAGUUUUGCUGAAAAUUUUAGCUUCGAUCCACGAGAUAAUUAA